GGAGCACAGCGGGGCUUGACGCUGUAAAAGCAGCAGCUCCGGACUUUGUGAACACAUCAAACUUAUGUUUUUCCACUCCGGCGUCUUUCCUCUCCAUGUAGCAUCAAUGCCGAAAUUCACCCCCAGGCCCUCGGGUGUGGCUGCCGCCUGUUUCUGCGCUCAGCGCUAAGCGAUGGACCAGCAGCAGGUCCAGGUGAGCGACGAAGAGCCCGUAGUCCUGCGAGAGGAGAGCCGGAGGAGGAGGAGGAAGAAGGCCAUCACGCCGUCGUCCUGCGCCUCCAUGGAUCAGAUCACCGUGGAGUUCGUCCUGCCCAGCGCGGCGCGCGGCGGCAGCGGCCCCGACACCCUGCUGCUGGAGGUCGCCGCCAACUGGACGGUGGAGCAGGUGAAAGCUCAGGUGUGGCUGCGGGCCGUGGCCUCCAACCUGUGUCCAGACUUCUACCAGAGGUUUUCCCCCGAUCACUGCAUCCUGCUCUACCAGAAGAAAGGCAGCGUGUGCGAGAUCUACGACAAACACCAGGUGUUCCAGACGCUCGACUGCAUCCGCUACUGGAGAGCUCUGAAGAAGGAGGUGGGGCGGAUCCAGCUGGUGCCCCGCCCCCAGCCAACGGACGAAUCCCUGCAGUACCAGCGUUACCUCAACUACCUGAUUGGCUACGACGUGACGGACGUCAGCAACGUGCACGACGACGAGCUGGAGUUCACCCGCAGGAAGCUGCUGACGCCGCGGCGCAUCGAGCUGUCCGAGCGCGACGCCAAGCUCUACAGCACCGACCCCUGGCUGACGGACAGGCCGCUGACCGAGCACCUGCUCAGCAAGGUGAGUAACGGUCACAUCCUGCUGGUGAUUCACGUCGGCUCCAACAGUCAGACCAUCAAAGUCUCCAUCGACGACACGCCGGCUCAGGUGCUGGCCAGCUUCUUCACCAAGACGGCCAAUAAGAAGGCUCUGCUGGGCAUCCCUGACAGUGUGUGUGAGGCCGACUUCGUGCUGCGUGUGUGUGGCAGGGAGGAGUAUCUCUACGGCGAUAAACCGGUGCAGAACUUCCACUGGAUCCGUCAGUGUCUGAAGAACGGGGAGGAGAUCCACCUGGUCCUGGAGACGCCGCCCGACCCGGCCCUGGACCUGGUGCAGAGGGAGGACUGGGCCCAGGUGGACGACUGCACCGGAGUCGCAGGCACCCACGAGCAGCUGACCAUCGACGAGAAGGACCACGAGCGGGUCUUCACCAUCUCCAUGUGGGACUGCAAUAGGAAGUUCAGGGUCAAGGUGCUCGGCAUCGACAUCCCCUCCCUGCCCAAGAACCCCGAGCUCACCGUGUUCGUCGAGGCCAGCAUCUUCCACGGACAGCAGCUCCUGGCCCAGGAGCGGACGACCUCCAAGCCCCUCAGUGAGGAGGUCCUGUGGAACUGCUGGUUGGAGUUUAACAUCAGGAUCAGAGAUCUGCCGAAAGGAGCGCGCCUCAACCUGCAGGUUUCCUGCGGGAAGUCGGCUCAGACGCCAAACUCCAAGGCAAGCUCCGCCCACCAGGACGGGACAGGAAGUGGAGGAAGCGGCUCCCACGAUGGGAAGACGAAGAGUCGCCUCCUGUACUACGUCAACCUGCUGCUGGUGGACCACCGCUCGCUGCUGCGGCAGGGCGAGUUCAUCCUGCACAUGUGGAAGAUGCCGGAGAAGAGCGAGGAGAGCAGCAGCAGCGUCAACGCCGACAAGCUCACCUCGGCCACCAACCCGGACAAGGCCUCGUCCAUGGCCGUGUCCGUCCUGCUGGACAGGUACUGCUUCCCCGUGGUGCUGCCCAAGAGCCGCGAGGCGGGCCGGGACGCCGCGGCGCCGGACGAGGCCGAGGGCGGCGAGCGGGGCCAGAGGGAGAUGCCCAACCACCUGAGGAAGCAGUUCGAGGCCAUCGUGGCCACGGACCCCCUGCACCCGCUCAGCCCCGAGGACAAAGAGCUGCUGUGGCACUUCAGGCACGAGUGCAUGCGCCACCCCAGGGCCUACCCGAAGCUGCUGAGCUCCGUCCGCUGGGGCAAACAGGAAGACGUCCUGAUCACACACCGCCUGCUGGAGCGCAGCACCGCCUGGGACAGCAGCCGUCUGGACGUGGGUCUGGCCAUGCAGCUGCUGGACUGUCACUACUCAGACGCUCAGGUGCGCUCCAUGGCCGUCAGGAAGCUGGAGACGCUGGGAGACGACGACGUGCUGCGAUACCUGCUGCAGCUCGUCCAGGCGGUCAAGUUUGAGCCGUACCAUGACAGCGCCCUGGUCAGGUUCCUGCUGAAGAGAGCGCUGAGGAGUAAGCGUAUCGGCCACUUCCUGUUCUGGUUCCUGCGCAGUGAGAUCGUCCAGUCGAUGCACUACCAGCAGAGGUACGCCGUCCUGCUGGAGGCGUACCUGCGCGGCUGCGGCGAGGCCAUGCUGCAGGACUUCAGGAAGCAGGUGGAGGUGACCGAGGCUCUGCAGAGAGUCACCAGAGAGAUCAAGGCCAUGUCUGCAGACAAAUACGACGUCAGCGCACAAGUGGUGUUCCAGCUGCGUCAGAAGCUGGAGACUCUGCAGUCGUCGGGGCUGCCGGACAGUUUCAGAGUCCCGUACGAUCCUGGCCUGAGAGCUGGAGCCCUGCUGAUCGAGCAGUGUAAAGUGAUGGCGUCCAAGAAGAAGCCUCUGUGGCUGCAGUUCAAGCGAGCCGACCCGACGACCCUGUCCCGGGACGCCAUCGGCAUCAUCUUCAAAGACGGAGACGACCUGAGGCAGGACAUGCUGAUCCUGCAGAUCCUGCUGAUCAUGGAGUCGAUCUGGGAGACGGAGAACCUGGACCUGUCCCUGCUGCCGUACGGCUGCAUCUCCACCGGGAACAGGAUCGGUAUGAUCGAGAUCGUGAAGGACGCCACCACCAUCGCCAACAUCCAGCAGAGCGUGGUCGGCAGCACCGGAGCCUUCAAAGACGAGAUCCUGCACCAGUGGCUCCGGGACCGCUGUGUGAGCGAGGACAAGUUCCAGCAGGCGGUGGAGCGCUUCCUGCUGUCCUGCGGCGGGUACUGCGUGGCCACCUACGUGCUCGGCAUCGGAGACAGACACAACGACAACAUCAUGAUCACCGAGUCCGGGAACCUCUUCCACAUUGACUUCGGCCACAUCCUGGGGAACUACAAGAGCUUCAUGGGCAUCAGUAAGGAGUGGGUUCCCUUCGUGCUCACGCCGGACUUCCUGUACGUCAUGGGAACGUCGGGCAAGAAGAGCAGCCCCCACUUCCACAAGUUCCAGGAUGUGUGUGUGAAAGCGUACCUCGCUCUUCGUCACCACACCAACCUGCUCAUCAUCCUCUUCUCCAUGAUGCUGAUGACCGGCAUGCCGCAGCUGACCAGCAAGGAGGACAUCGAGUACAUCCGCGAGGCGCUGACGGUGGGCCGCAGCGAGGACGAGGCGCAGCGCCACCUGCUGGACCAGAUCGAGAUCUGCAGGGAGAAAGGCUGGAUGGUGCAGAUCAACUGGUUUGUCCACCUGGUGCUGGGCAUCAAGCAGGGCGUGGAGAAACGCUCCGCCUAGAGCGCCGCGCCGCACGCCAGCGCUCCUGCUUUUACUUUGUUUUUCCUUUAUUUUUACAAAGAUAACUGUUACAGACGUUUUUUAUUUUUCCCUGAGAAGCCGUGUCCUCGAUGAGCUUCCGAUCUGCACAGAGAGUGUGGCGUUGAACCGGCAACCGCACAUUUCCCAUUUCAAAACCCCUCCAAGUCCUCCUCGAAAAAGAGACGCAGACAAAGACAGAUUCUAUAGAGAUCCAUCGUGUGUCUCCACCUGCAGGGGGCGCCAUAGAGGCCAAACAGUCAAAUCAGCAGCGGUUAAUGGGACUUUUCCAGAAACUCGGCUCUUUAAAUGAUAAUAAUAUUUUUUUUCUUCCUGUGCGUCGCUGAAAAUGAGCUGCUGGUUCUGGACGGAUCAGUUCACAGCGCUGAGCCACUUAUUCUGCUGUGUUUAGUGCUCAGUGCUGCCCCCGGUGGACAGACACUGAACUGCAGCCUGUCUCUCUGGAAGUGGACAAUUUAAAUCUGUAGAGUUUGAUGCAGCUGCUGGAGGAUGAGGAAUGUAACUGCACAGCAAAAAAACAAAAUAUAAAUAAAUAAAUAAAUAAAUAAAUCAUGAUCAUCGACUGAGAGCUGAAAGUCGACUGAAGGACGGACGAAGACUUGAAUUUUGAAAUCAGUAGAAACCAUGAACAGAAAAAUGUUCAUAAAUUCUGUUUUACUUUUUUGCACUUCAAAAGUUUAAUCUGAAGGAACGAUGAAGAAAAGGCUGAAGAUGACCAACUGAAAUUUAUAUUUUAUAUUUUUGCAUUUUCACGGCCACAAUGGCGACUGAAGCGCUGUCAGGACGUGAGAUUAGGAUUGGGAUUAAGUCGCCACAACGCAAACUGGACACCACAUGUUAAUGGUUAAGACUGAAAGU
This is a messenger RNA of Myripristis murdjan (pinecone soldierfish), 4444 nucleotides long. RefSeq names its product phosphatidylinositol-4,5-bisphosphate 3-kinase, catalytic subunit gamma (gene pik3cg). The record is from RefSeq and is a predicted model, not a curated record. The coding region runs from base 173 to 3547 and encodes 1124 amino acids. NCBI's taxonomy places the organism in Eukaryota, Metazoa, Chordata, Actinopteri, Holocentriformes, Holocentridae. The transcript is spliced from 24 exons. Gene Ontology annotation, biological process: cell migration; phosphatidylinositol-mediated signaling; phosphatidylinositol 3-kinase/protein kinase B signal transduction. Gene Ontology annotation, cellular component: plasma membrane; cytoplasm; phosphatidylinositol 3-kinase complex, class IA. Gene Ontology annotation, molecular function: 1-phosphatidylinositol-4-phosphate 3-kinase activity; 1-phosphatidylinositol-3-kinase activity.